CGGAACGCGGUUCGGCUACCAUGCGCGAAUGCCGUCAAUACUCAAGACUUGCUCUGCGCAUCAACAACCAAACGGGGCUUAUCGUCGCGCGUAUAUCUCGAAUCGACUCACGUGUGUGAGUGUGUGUGUGUGUGUGUGUGUGUGUUUGUGACGUGCGAAGGUGUGUGACUCACGCGGUUGUUGUCGCGAAUCGCGCUGCGUUUUACCCGAUAAGAGGAAAAACACGUUCGCAUCUGGCGGCACAAAUAAAAACAUCACUUAAUCAUUUAAUUUCGGCCGGUCGGAAGUGGUUCAAAGCUGAAAUUAGAUCGAGCAUGUUGUGUUGUUAUUGUGCAAAUUCCGAAGGGAUGUGUUAUGAUCGUAAAAGCAUCGAGUGAAUGUGAUCUGUGUCGUGUGAGCAGCAUCUGAUGCCUACUUCGCAUAGCUAUACUUUGAUGCAAAUUGUUACCCUACAUGUUCGUCGAUUGGAAAAUAGGGAAUAAGUGGCAAAGAGUGUGAAAGUGGAUAUGCCGGCAUGUUUGAGAAGAUGGUAGCAAUUAUGAGUUUCCUGGAUCGGGAUAAUAAUUAAGAGUAUUGUAGCUGAGUCAGAGGAGGAGUGAGCGAGAUGCUCUCAAUUUGAUUAGUGUUCAUCAACGGCGGUGCGACGCGCCCAGCAUAGUUUCUUGGCGUUAAUCCAAUCAAAUCCAACUGCCAAGGACAACGAAGUGGAAUUCUUUGCUGCCAGCCUGUGUGAGAGACGGCACGUUAGAAGCAGCAACCCGUGGGUGGGAGGACUCGCUAGAAAACGAGAAGUCGAGAGCAGGAGAAGCGAGAGGAGAAGCUCCCAUUCACCUAUAAAAGGAAACAUAGACACAACUCCCGCCACAUCCUGAGGCCCGCCGUCGCGCUGGCCCACUACCUGCAGAAUCCACCCCAAGAGCGGGGCGCCGGCUCCCUAUGGGAAAGUGCGUCUCCAAGCAGCCGGUUUCUGGACUGAACGAGCUCGGAAGCUCCCCGUAUCUCGCCAUCUGCAACGAAGAUGACAUCAUUUACAUCAAUGUGGGUCAAUCGGAAAGCAAGAAAGCAUCCAAAAAGGCAGCCGCCGGCCAUGAAACGAAAGGCACGGCCAUGUCCUUCGGAUUCAAGAAGCACAAAAUACACCAAUCGAGUGGCGGCGGCAAGCUGCCCCAUACGACCAUCGGUGGCGAUGAUACGGGCGCACAGACCGGGGCGUUUAAGAAAGUUACCGCCAACGCCAGCACUAUCACUGGUGGUGCCAACGCCAAUGGAAAUCUUCUGUUCGGACCGGGUUGUUUGGAGAAAGAAAAGGCGGCGGAAAGCGACAAUGCAACGGUAAUAUCGAAUCCAGGAGUCAAUGGCAUUUUCAGCGAUAAGAAUGGCAACAUGGAUUCAACAGAGCUAAUAGACGACGACACAACCAAAGCCAGUGGCCGUUCAACCCCACGUCUUCAGCCACCCAAAAAAGAUUCGCAUGGCGGUCCGUACCGGAAUAACCGUUUCGGUUUUCGCUCAAACAACGUUAUCCGGCCGGCGUCGGUGGGACUUCAGCCGAAAACUCUUGCAGACUGCGAUAAGCAACAUUCCAGCAACAACUACAACAACAACAAUAACAUAAACGCUACUAACAAUAACAAUGUAUACGUCACUGACAAGCGUCGUUCGAAGAGCGCCCCAUCGGCGGCUUCUGCGCGUACAAAUCACACAUCGCAACUACAGGCGCCAUCGCAUCAUAUCCAGCAUGGUGCACUUCACAGGCCACAACCAAAAUAUCAAUCGUCAGCUAAUGCGACCAAAAUAGCUCCAUCCGAAUCGUCGACCAAUGCAGCCAAUGGAGCGCAACAAGUGGUGAAGAGAUGCGAUCAAGCGGAGCAGAAAAAUACUUCGCACAAUCCACUGUCAUCACACCCACAUCAGAAGGUGCCGAAUGGCGGUAACGCAGAGGAACCGCGAUCACAGUUGAGCGUAAAUAAUGCCAUCGGCCGACAGUGCGUCUCAUCGGCUGAUCCCGGACAGCAGCAUGCCGCGGCUAAUUUACUAACGAAGGUCGCACCAAAGGCAGCAGCUGCAAUCGGACCGGAAGCAUCAUCAUCAUCGGUGGCUAAAUUCACCCUGCACAGCUCGAGCCUUCCCAAGCCACAGUAUCCAGUCCCGAUAAGUCUACCAUCGGCACCCCCACGCUUCGCCAUGGAUGCAAAAGGGGCCAAACAAGCGGUGAACAUUAGCCGUAAAGGUACGCUCCAAAGCCAGCUUUACCACAGAUCACAGUCUGCCGGCCGUGACGUUGAUGAUGUCGAUGAGGAUUCCAAUCCCGACGUUGACACUUCCGCAAACAUUCGUAUGCCACGGCAGCGCUAUCGCAACCUGGAAAUGGUCAUGAGCGGACGCCACAAGUUCGAAGUGCGCGAUUUGGAAACCCUAACUGCUGAACCAAUCGUUCAGCUUCCCCUUCCCAAGCUGCCAAGUGCGUUCAACAGCUCAGGCCAGCAUCAGCAACCGAUCCCACUGAGCGGUUUGGUACGAUCUUCGGAACUUCCCCGACAGCUGAGCGAUGAGAUCGACAUCAAUGACAAUCGAUACGAGUCAGAACAACAACAGCCCGACGAACAGAUAGAUCGGAAGGAUUCCGUCGCAUCGUCGGAUGUUGAAAGUUUUGAGGAGAAGCUUGCGAUGGAUAAUAAUUCGUCGGAGAAAAGUCUCAAGGGAGCGAUAAUUAAGGAUCUAGCUGAGUCGCAUUGUAGCAAGACUUCAUCGCCAGGGAGUUCCAGGGCUUCUUGGUGCAACGCAGGUGAAUCGAUGGCUGCAAAGGAGUGUAGCAGUCUGAGUCUGAGCAGCAGCGAUGACAGCAAUGUGCACAAUAAGGCGAACAGAAGAGAACUGCUCACCGAGGAUGUCAGCACUGUCACCAUCACCAUUGGCAAUCCUUCGUUAUUGUCUUCACUCUCGGCGGCAAUGCCAAUGGAUGUUUCAACCAACUUGGACAGUGUGUCAGAGGUCCAAAAUAGCUUCAUCGAUGACACUCUUUCCAACCAAACAGGGACUAACCAAAUCUUCCGCACAGAGGAAACCAAGUUCGCCGAGAUUGCAGCAGCCGUUGGCGACGCCAUCCUGUUGGACGAUGAAACUUCCCCGACGGACAGUUUGGUCAGUAGCUGCACGGAUUCGGAUGACGCGCGAAAGAAUCGCAAGAAAAGACCCGAAGACAAACAAGAGAUGGAAAAGGAGAAAGACAUCGAUGAAAUCUCGCCGGAGUUUGACGAACUCACCAGUCCUGUUUCGCCCGGUACUCCAACGCAUGCUUCGAAUUCACUGUCACUCUCCGAUGGGGGUAAAGAUUUCCUGAUCGAUGACGAGAUCGCCGAUCAACCGGCACUGAUGUUUGACGAACCGACAGCUCACAACGACAGCAUGAUCGAUCUGUCCUCAAUCAAUUUGCACAUCAACGAGGACACUCCGACUCUGAGGGAUUCGGUAUCCUCGAUUCACCGGAACCGAUCCGCUUCGAGGAGCGGAGCCCCAAUGCCAAAGCCAAGAAAGAUUAUGUCGGACGUUUACGAUUCGCCGGUAUCGAUUCGGAAGAAUCGAUCGCGAUUGCCACGAUCGGAAUCGCUGGAUACACUCUCCCCGUGUGACUCAAUCGCUUCGGAUGAUUUUAUGUUGGAUUUCAACAGCAGCAUGGAUUCGAUUGACAGACCACCCCGGUCAAACGCCAGUGGAAGUGCUUCGGCACUGCUCUCGAUGGACGAAUUGCAGCUUUGGUCGGAGCUCGAAAAUAAAGGCGGUCAACUGAUGCACGAAUGGAGCAAGCUGCUUCGCUCACACCGAUCCAGCAACAACAACACAAGCCGUGAGAGCAUAACACCUCAACUCCCGGCCAGGGCUACCCGACUCUUGACUCGGCGCCUGCAGAACAAUGCCACCCCGAUCAACGGUGGCACACUGGGUUCCGACAGUCCUCGUUCGAUGGAUAGCCUCCCUCGACGAACAGCCCUUUCAGCGGCCUAUAAAACGGCCACCCUGAACCAGUUCAACAACAACAACACGGACUCAGCUUCUACGGCCACCAACUCGGCCGAAGAUCUCACCCUGCUGGACAAAUCGCUGCGGAACUCGAUGCUCCACGACGUGGUGCACUUCAAGAAGCAACUGGUGCGACUCCGUCGGAUUCUACAGGAGGAUGAAGAAAAUUUGAUGAUGACCGACACUCUCAACCCAUUUGAGAAUAAUAAUGGGCAAUUCUUCACUACUGCUACUACAACCACUACAAACGUAACGACGGGAGUCGCAACAGCACCAACGGAGAGUGCCAGUGCCGCCAGCGUGGACAUCAAGCAGCAGGAGAACACCCUGAUCAAGGAGUCCGGAGUGGUGGCACUGGCUCUGCUCGAGGACCAGCGGCAGGAGCUGGCGGAUCUCAGAAGACAGGUGGUUUACCUUCAGGGCGAACUAACCGCCAAAGAUCGCACCAUCCGGCAGCAGCAGAACCUGAUCGAGAAGUACGAAAUCGAGCGGGAGAAGCUCCAGGCAGGAUUGUCGCUCGUAUCCGACGGUACCGCAGGAGGAGCUUCCGGUGAUAAGACUAUUGAUACAAUCAGCACAGCUACACAGACUGAGAGGUUAAGGCCAAUGUCAUUCGGUGGACAGGAAGGAUUAGCGAGUCGAAGUGAACCAGCUUCCCCCUCACAUGCGCCAGUUCUACGCAAUGGCCUCCGAUCUCCUGCAAUCGCCAACAACCAUAGUAACCAUCCCCAUCACAUUGCAAAAGGAAACAACAGCACAACAACCCCAUCAUCACCAUCAUCGUCGGCACUCAUCAACAGCAGCCGAACGUCGCUAAAUCUGAAGCCAAAAACACAAAUUUCGUCCGUUUACGCGCAGCUCUCAUCCAUAAAGCACUCGACCCAUAAUAGCACUGCAGCAGGUGGAUCCCCAAACGCGGCACUAGUAGCUAUAAGCCAAAAACGAUCUUCCCUGGGAUCCCAUGGUAACCUUAGCAACAACAACCCGGCCACUAACACUAGCAAUACCAACAGCAUCAACACCAACACCAACGGUUCACCCAUGAAAUCCGUUCGCACCACCCACAUCGGAAACGUGCCGAUCCCCAGUGGUAAGCUAAAUCAGAAGGGCAUCAAUGGUCCCGCUUCACCAACCAGUCCAGCGCCCGCUAACGGGAUAAAAUUGCUCAAAUCCUCUAUCCGAAUGUCUACAAACGGUGGUGGGAACGGAGCUACUUUCCCCGGCAAAGAUCUCGCUGUCCUUCCAAAGCCUAAGAUAUCGGCAAUCAAGCCACCAUCUUCCUUCGGGUGCAACACUUUCCCGGAUCCGACGCCCAUUUCGCACAAAUCUCGAUCGGCUCCGGUAACGCCGCUCAGUGAACGUGUCCCAUCGCCGCCGCCUCGAACAACUGUCCCAGACAACGUUGUUACCAACAUGGAAGCGGAAGGAGAUUCCAACAACAAUCAGAAGAGCAACCGCAGCAACGGUGCACAGGUUAACGAUGAUGAUCGAGAGCAGAUCGCCGAAGCGGGAAAGGACGAUAUAAACAAUAAGAUCAAUAGUCUUAGACUAGCAAACGGAUUGACUGGAUAUAAUGAUAGUAAUUGUAAGGAUAGUAAUUUAGUUAUCUAGUUUAGUAAGAGAAUACUUAUUUAUAUAUUUAAAUAAAGCAGAAAAAGCCCUAUAAAUGAAUGUGAUCCAAUAAUCUAAAACUUGCGCUUGAAACAGUUACUCAUUCAAAACACAUCCACAUUUGAAAACAUAGCAUAGAAACAAAAGUGACAAUGAAAUUAUACCCUUGAAUUUGAAAUCGACAGGCUUAAACUAUAUACUCAAAACCAAAAGUUUUCUGCUUUUUUGGAAAAUAACAAAUAUAUAGACCUACAGUCCAUUUUACCCUAAACACGCAGAGGCAGCAUAAGUGAAGGUAACUUGUUUCCAAACAAUUGCUUCUAUUCGUAGAGAAUUUUACGGACGGUGCUGAAAAGACGCUACUAAGUAAAAAUGUUCAUCGUUACGUUAUUACUACUCCCUUUUUGGAAAUAUCGUGCAAUCGUUUAAUCACUCGUUCUAUCAUUUUACCACUCUCCCCCAAAAAACGAAUGCUAAGUUUUACUAGGAAACCUUUAUGAAUCGGGCAAGCGCCUGUUACGAAUAGCGAAAAUUAUUGCUAUUAUUAUUAUGAUUACGAUAAAUAAGUUUAAAUCAAUAUCAAUAAUUCCUAUCGAGCUGAGAUCGAAGCAAAUAAUAAAUUAUUUCUGUGCUACAGUAUCAACAAUAAGUAUUCAAAACCCAACUUGUGGUAAGGAAACCCGGAAACGGACGCAAAAAGGGCAAAAAUAUUCAAACCGCAGCAGUAUGUACCGUUUUACUUAAUUCCAAUUACAUAAUCGAUUCGAUGCGACAGGCGGUAAUCAGAGUGGCAAUUGUAACGUGAACUAAUCGAGACAUUCAAGAACAACGUUUUGAUCCAAUCGAAUCAAUCGGAAGACGCGGUCGUUCGGCACUAAACUGAUAUGUUGAGUAUUGUGAAAUAAAUGGGGAAAUAUAUCUGUAUUUGAACUACACAUAAGAA
Toxorhynchites rutilus septentrionalis is the source of this 6571-nucleotide messenger RNA. RefSeq lists its product as uncharacterized. NCBI's taxonomy places the organism in Eukaryota, Metazoa, Arthropoda, Insecta, Diptera, Culicidae. The transcript is spliced from 14 exons. The record is from RefSeq and is a predicted model, not a curated record. The coding region runs from base 937 to 5628 and encodes 1563 amino acids.